AAAGAACUCAUUUAACUUCUCAUCCAUUCUUCAGUCAGAUCUUCCUUUCAUCAUGAACGCUGAAAAACUCAAACAACUUCAGGCCCAGACCAAGACUGCUAGCAAAGGUCAACCAAGGAGGAAGGAGAUCAAACGACCAAAAGGUCUAGGAAUGGGUGCAGGUAGUGGAGAAGAUAAAAAACUUCAAGCUGCACUUAAGAAGUUGAAUGUACAAUCGAUGGCUGGGAUUGAAGAAGUCAACAUGUUCAAGGAGGAAGGUAGUAAGAUCCUUCACUUUGCGAACCCUAGAGUUCAUGGAGCAGCCAACAUGAACACUUUUGCAAUCCAUGGAGCUGGUCAAGAUAAAGAUCUCACAGAAUUGGUGCCAGGGAUCUUACCUCAAUUAGGUCCAGAAUCGAUUGCGAACUUGCGUCGAUUAGCUUCAUCUCUUGGGGAUUUACCUAAUCAUAACUUGAAUAAGAAUUCGAAUGUAGUACCUACAGAUGAUGAUGAUGACGUACCUGAUUUAGUGGAAAACUUUGAUGUAGAAGAAACGGUUGGAAAAGAUACUGCAUUUGAAUCAGUUGAUUAGAGAAAAUGAAACCUAAAUGAACAAAUCAAAUGAAAGAAAUCCCCAGUUUUUAUAAACCAACCGAAAAAAAAUUGACCUUGAUUUAAAAAACAAAGAAUGUUUCAUUUUGAAAAGAAGUAAAGAUUGAAUCAGAAUUAAAGUUUGGAAACUCGAGAAUCGGUUUUAUGUUUUAUUUGAUUGUUUUGAUUGGUUUGAUUACAGACAGAAGAAAUGAGAUCUUAAAUUGAACUUUUGCUUUUUUUAUUUUACAAAGUUUUUGGUUUGGUUUGUUUAAUGAGAUCAUUUUUGAAUCAAUUUUUGCUUCAUAAAUUGAUCAAGAAUUUGUAGGGAGGAUUAAAUUAGAGAAUUUAUAUUGGUUGCAAUUUGUGAAUUUUUGUUUUGUUGGGUU
Molecule: messenger RNA, 959 nt
Organism: Melampsora larici-populina 98AG31
Lineage: Eukaryota; Fungi; Basidiomycota; Pucciniomycetes; Pucciniales; Melampsoraceae
Exons: 5
Coding region: 53-571 (172 amino acids)
Cellular component (GO): nascent polypeptide-associated complex; cytosol
Source: RefSeq, a predicted model, not a curated record